Pleuronectes platessa (European plaice) is the source of this 8273-nucleotide messenger RNA. RefSeq names its product zinc finger protein 646. Gene Ontology annotation, cellular component: nucleus. Gene Ontology annotation, molecular function: RNA polymerase II transcription regulatory region sequence-specific DNA binding; DNA-binding transcription factor activity, RNA polymerase II-specific. Gene Ontology annotation, biological process: regulation of transcription by RNA polymerase II. The record is from RefSeq and is a predicted model, not a curated record. The coding region runs from base 354 to 5306 and encodes 1650 amino acids. NCBI's taxonomy places the organism in Eukaryota, Metazoa, Chordata, Actinopteri, Pleuronectiformes, Pleuronectidae. The transcript is spliced from 5 exons.
GCGGAGGGGAAAGACCCGAGAACCCGGAGUCUGCGGUGGAGCGGGAGGAGGAGAGAUAAAGAACCAUGUCUAAUCCGUGAAACGUGCCCAUUCUGCAGCUCCGCGCCGUGCAUCGUCCACCCGGCGGCCACAGCGGCCAUCAGAGGGUGAGACCGACCCUAAUAGGGUCACCACCUCCGAGGGUGGGUCCUGAUUGGCCGGACCAGCGCUGGUGCUUGGGGAAAAACUGGCUGCCAUCUUUGACCUCCACCGAAGAGCUAAGCCCAACUGUUCCUCCUCCACCCCCCUUACAUCACUGUUCAUUGCUCUGUUGUGAACCGUGAAUCCCUCCAACUGAUUUGCUUUAGAGUACUAUGGCAAUGCAUGAUAUGAGUCGUGCCAAGGGAUACCCCUGUAAAGAAUGUGAUAUGGUUUGCCCGAGUACUCCAAGUCUUCUAGAACAUAUGAAAGCACAUUAUCAGCAAGAAGAGACCGGACGUUUUGAGUGUGAACAGUGUGGCCGAAUUUACAAGCACGCAGCUAGCUUAGCUAAUCACAAAAAGUCUCACGAAGUGGGUUCCUUCCAGUGCCCUGUUUGUACCCGUACCCUACCCAACGCUGUAGCUUUGAAGAACCACCUUCGUAUCCACACAUUGUCUCCCAGUAGCGCGCACACAGAAGAAGAGAGCGAAGAAGUACCUGAAGACGCAGGCCACGACGAGAGGGACUACGGUCUCGCCCAGGACCUCUCCGACGGGUUUGGCCGCUCCCAUUUGAAUAAUAGUGGCAUGGGACAUAGUGUCCUACAAAGCCACGAGACAGAGGAACACGGAAAAAAAGGCUCCCCUGAAUCCGACGACGCUUGGGACAGACCGUUCAAGUGCGAUCAGUGUGACAGAACCUACCGGCAUCACGGUAGUCUGGUGAACCACAAGAAGUGUCACCAACAAGGAACUUUUAAGUGCUCUGUGUGUUUCAAACAAUUCAGCAACCUGGCUGCCCUAAACAGCCACGAGAGAACUCACUCGAAGUUCAAGACUCCCGGGGCAUCAAUGGUGAGCAGCAGUGGUAGUGGCAGUAGCGGCACUCAGUCAUCCCAGAGCGAAGACACCACCUCGUGUUUCUGCCACCUCUGCCAGGUAGCCCUGCCAAAUAAAGCUGAUUUUCAGGAGCACAUCCUGAUGCACAACACAGCCUCCCCCUCCCUUGGCCUGCCCCGCAGUUUCCCAGGCAUCAUGCCUCACAAUCUGAGUGCAGUUCGAUCCCCAGCAUACACACCAGCCCUGGGGGACCCUUUGCCUCUGCCGCCCCUGCCCACUGAGAAAAGAGGUCCCUAUGACCCUAUCAUGGGCCCUCCAGUCAACAAUCCCAUCUACACAUGCGCAUACUGUGGGGCAGGACACCCAGAUCUGGAGACCUUGAAAGUCCACUAUUUAACCCAUGAUCCCCACCCUGCUUCCCAUGGGCAGGACGGAUCCAUCCUCAACUCUGACACACUAAGUUCUGGAUCACAGGGCUCAGUAUCUUCUCCCUCUGCAGGCCGUGUGCCCCAGGCCCAUUCUCCAGAUGAUGGAGAGCGCCGCUUUAAGUGUGGGGAGUGUGGAAAAAGUUACCGGCAUGCAGGAAGCCUCGUGAACCACAAACGUUGCCAUCAGACAGGCCACUACCAGUGCACCAUCUGCUGUAAGCAGUACCCUCACCUGGCAGCACUACACAGUCACCUACGAAGCCACAAGGGACGUUCCUCAAACCAGCCUAUUAAUAACGACAGCAAUGACUGGCUAUCUCCAGAGCCACUAACUCUGGACUCCCAGCAGAGCUAUGUCCAGGAAGGCAGUGGUGCCACCACUCCAAUCUCGCUGCCAGGGAAUCUCGGUGAUGCUGCCCACUUUGUACCAGAUGGUGGUCACAGCAGUGGGUUGGACUCUCUUGAGUUUCAUGAUCGUUUUGAUGGCAGCUCACUUUCCCAGAGCAACUCAGCGCACCGUCAGGCUGACAGACAUGUGUGUGCUGACUGUGGUGAGAUGUAUGGAGAUGUAUCAGGCAUCAAGUCACACAUGUGUCCCCGCCAUGGCCAGCAGCCACAGCAACAAGGCAACAUGUCCAAUGGUUUCAUGGGGAACAUGAACUAUCACAGCUCUAGUGGAACCUCAUUGCCUGCUGGAAGUUCCAGUACCUUGAAAGAAGGCGGCAGCCAACGACAGUACUCCCAAAGCGGAGGAAAGAGAAUGGGGAACAGUGACAAAGGUGACGAGGAUGAUGGUGAAGUGUAUCAGUGCUCUGUGUGCGGUAACCACUAUGCCAGCCUCAGAGCUCUUAGGAGCCACUUGCGUAGCCACGCCAACAACCCAACAGGACCAGGACCUUCCAACCUGGAACAGGAUUGGAGAAUGAUCUGCUCUACCUGUGGCCAGAGCUUCUCCAGGAAGCAGGACCUCCUGAAUCACCAGUUGGUCCAUGGCCCCCAAAGGCCAGAUGGUCAGCAACAGAGUAUUGCAAGCAGCUCAGCUAAUGGCAAUGACAAGAUGGAUGGGCGCAACCACAUUUGUGUUGACUGUGGCAUGUUUUUCGCUGACCGCCACCACCUAAUCACCCACCUAUGUCCUGGUAAGAAUCGGGCCAGUUCACUGAGCAAGCAGGGCCUGAACGGAGCCAAAGGGAUGUCUGGAGGAGAUGGCGUUGGUGGUGGGGUUGCUGGGGGGAGCCGUGAUGUUGGUGGUGAUGGACGUAGGCCUAUGGUUGACCAAAGUGACAAGCCCCACAAGUGUGACCAGUGUGGACGAGGAUACCGACACCCCUGCUCACUCCUCAACCACAAGAAGUCACAUAAAACUGGUGUUUUUCGCUGCUUGGUUUGUCAAAAACGCUACUACAAUCUGCUGGCUCUCAAGAAUCACCAAAGGACCCACUUUGACCUGAAAAGGCACAAGUGUGAGGAAUGUGGUAAGGCUUUCAAGAUCCAAAAGCAGCUGAUAAACCACCUCCGGCUCCACGAGGAGCAUCGGGCCAAAGGUCUCGUCCGAACUGGCCCAAACGGUUCCCGCUUCCAGCAGGCAGGCCCAUCUCAAAUGCAGACUAUGAGAGGAGAGUCAUCGAAGGGCCAGGCAAUGGGUGUUAAAUACAGCCAUCAAGGGUUCAAGAAACCCUACUCUUCAGCUGGAACUUCCAGACCUCAGAAGUUUGACCCUUCUGAAAGUGGACGGCGGCCUUUUGCCUGUGAAGAAUGUGGAAAGACAUACCGACAUGCAGGCAGUCUAGCCAAUCACAAGAACCUUCACAAAAUUGGAGAGUACCACUGCAAUGUUUGCAACUCUACGUACCCCAACAGGCUGGCAAUGAAAAACCACCUACGUCUCCACUUUGCCCAGAAGAAGCAUAACUGCCAAGAGUGUGGGAAGGGCUUCCGCACUCAGAGACAGCUAGCUACCCACUCUACAGCCGGCCUGUGCAAAGGCCCGCAGGGCCCUGGGGCCCAGAUGGAUUUUGAGUGCGAUGGCUGCUGUGAAGGCUUUGCUACGGCUGAUGAGCUUGCCGCCCAUGACUGCCCAGCCCAGCACCUGCCUUCGUCCUCCUCCACCAACAGCUCCACCAACAUCAGCAUGGAGAGAAGUUCUGUUGACCUGGACUCUGAUGAGAGACCCUACGCCUGUGACCUGUGCAGUUGCGCCUACAAACAUGCAAGCUCGCUGCUGAACCACAAGCACACCCACAAGACAGGCAACUUCCGGUGCAACUUCUGCGACAAGCCCUACACUAAUUACAUGGCGCUGCGGAACCACAUGCGCAUACACACACAACGGAAGAAGCACAUCUGCCACACAUGUGGGAAAGCCUUCCGGCUGGCCAGGUUCCUCCGCAACCAUCAGAAAGUCCACGAGGAGGGUGCUACCCCCUUUGGCUGCCCCAGCUGUGGGAAGAGUUUCCAGGGGAGGUCCGGUCUGGCCAGGCAUCGCUGCGGGGAGAAUCAGGUAGGCAUGGAAGUCAGGAGGAAGGCCACUGCACCCACGGGAGAGGGCGAAGAAUGUCGGUACACAUGUGAUCAAUGUGGCCGCUCCUACCGCCAUGCCAGCUCCCUCCUCAACCACAAGAACACCCACACCGUCGGCAUCUACCACUGCGCUGUGUGCCUCAAGACCUACUCCAACCUGCUUGCCCUGAAAAACCACCGCCGUAUCCACUCUGAGACACGGCGCCACCGUUGCCAUGAUUGUGGCAAGGCCUUUCGUGUUUCCUCCCAGCUCUACAACCACCGCCGAGUCCACCAGAAGCAACGGGAGCUGACAUGCCGGUCCUGCCAACGAGCCUUUCCUACACAGUCCAGCUUCAGACUCCACAUGGAGAUCACCCAUGGCCAGACACCACAGCCCCGCCAGCCCAGAGCCCAGCAGCCCCGACCAGGGGGCUCCCAGGAGUUGGGCUGGGGGUCAGGCCUGGACAUCACCUUGAUGCAAGAGCAAGGACUCAACCCAGGCAGCGUCGCAAAAGCCCGCAGUCGUGGGGGCAGCAGUGAGGUCAUUAAGUCCCAUGUCUGUGACCAGUGUGGGCGGUCUUACCGCCACGCCAGCUCCCUCCUCAACCACAAGAACAGUCACAAGACUGGGACCUACUUCUGCAACUCCUGCCAGAAAGAGUUCCCCAACCUGAUGUCCCUCAAGAACCACCGUCGGAUUCACACAGAGCCCAAACGCUACCAGUGCCCGGACUGCGGCAAGUCCUUCCGUGUGUCCACACAACUCAUCUGCCACCGCCGCAUUCACACCAAGGAAAAGCCGUUCUCCUGCCAGCACUGUGAUAAGCACUUCUCCUCCAAGUCCAACCUGAGGCACCACAUGAAGGUGCACUGGAGCGGCUCAACGGCGCCCCCUCCCAUGGCCAUGGGUGCGCCCAACUUCCUGGAUGUGAGUCCGGUGACGUCGCCCAGUGGUUCCAGGAGCUUCCCCUGUGGUCAGUGUGGGCGGUCUUACCGCCACGCCAGCUCCCUCCUCAACCACAAGAACAGUCACAAGACUGGGACCUACUCGUGCAACUCCUGCCAGAAGGAGUUCCCCAACCUGAUGUCCCUCAAGAACCACCGUCGGAUUCACACAGAGCCCAAACGCUACCAAUGUCCUGAGUGCGGCAAGUCCUUCCGGGUGUCCACAGCGCUCGUCUGCCACCGCCGUCUCCACACCAAGGAGAAGCCGUUCUCCUGCCAGCACUGCAAUAAGCGCUUCUCGUCCCGGUCCAACCUGAGGCACCACAUGAAGGUGCACUGGAGCGGUCUGCAGCUCUCCAGAGGGACGUCGUCCGCCUUCCUCACCGUCCCCUCCAGAUCCUUCCAGAUAUGAUGUGUCCUGACCCGGGGACACAAGCACAACGGCCACGCACCUCAUCACGGCCCCUGGAGGCCGGGAAUCUGACCUCUGCUCAAAACUUCAUGUUGAAAUAUAUACAAUCAAAUAUAUGAGUCUGAAAAACAUCACAGGAUUUGUGCGGAAUCGAGUCUUGGCUCCAGGUGGUUUUAAAUGACAGUAAGAAAACAUAAUUAUGGAUCUUAAAUGUUUCCAUUAGAUCCAACUUACCCCUUUGUGCACAGCUGUUGGUCCAUAAACACCUAAAUAUUUAAACAAACUUAAUAAUAAAAAAAAAAGUCAGUUUUUUCAUCAGUAGAAAUCUACAUAUAAACUAGAAUGUCUGGAGCAGCAGCAGGUUGUCGGGUCCGACUCGUUCAAACGGGAACAUGUGGGAACCUCCGGGUGAGGGGCGGAGCCUGUAGAGCAGCAGGGGGCGGAGCCUGCAGAGCAGCAGGGGCGGGACCUGACGUAUGAACUCUGCUGUGGACAGAUCAGUGUUGUUGUUUACAGCUCCUCCACACCGGCCUCGGCCCUCAUCACCAGAAGAUCUGGAAUCUCCUCGUGUUUCCAAGUUAACGUCUUCGUCUUCUACGUGUCCGGCUCCUCUUCUUCAUCCUGAGAUGUUUGUUCUUCCAGUUUCACGUCACGUGUUAGAAACCUCAUCAACACGUCCACUCGCUCACUGGGAAGCUUCCACACAUUGUCCUGCUGGUUCCUCACAUGGACUCUGACAUGUUACACACAUUCUACCAGGAGGCUGCAGGAGAAGAUCAUGAACGUGUCCAGAGACACUGACUCAGACGUUUGUUCUCCCAUAGGGAACCUGCAGAACAUGUCAGGAACACGUCUGUGGUUCAGUUCAUGUGUAAAAACAUCUACUCUCAGAUCCAAAAUCAGGAUUUUUUUAUUUUUAUCUCAACCAAAAUCAUUUUCAGACUUUCUGCAGCUUGGUAUUGUUCAGGAACAGUUUGUUUCAACUUAUGAAUAACGAUGAUGUGUAAUAACUCGGUUUAGCUCUUUUCUCGGCUGGAGGUGAACCAGUUGUUUCCUGAGACUCGUGGACAUUUUAUACGACUCAACAGAAAACAGUCAACAUUGCUUCUCCUGUAAUUCUGACGCUGGGAAACUGUUUCCAUCUAAGUUCAUGUACUUCAACUUUUAACUUUUAUUCGGCCUCCACAGAUCAGAACAAGUGCAUUAUGGGUCUGGUAUUUUUUCAUUAACGACAGUUUCUGAAACACUUGUCAGAUCAUAAUUCUUGACCUCAAUGUUUUUGUGAUCGCGUGUUGACUUGAAGUCGACAAUGAACUGACGACACGUUUUUGUUCUUAACAAUUGUAAAAAAAGCUUCGAGCUGCAGCGGUAGCAUGUUGUAACGUGUUGUCAUUCACUCAGAUCUUCAGGUUCACAACCAAACAUGACACAGCAUUGUUUCUGCCACUGGAACAGAAAACACCGUCAUUUUUACACACUUUAGUAAAACAAGAUUAUUUUAAUCAUAAUUAACAUUCAAAAAUGUAUCUAAAUAAAUUUUAAAAGUGGCAAAAAUAAGCUGUCAAAAAGAGAAACUGGAUUCAUGGAUGAGAUGGAUGAUGGUUUAACAGUCGCCUGCAGAACAGUUACAUCUUCAUCAUUGGACUCGUCUUCAUCACCUUCUACCUGCAUCGUUCUGUUCUGACUUGGUGCCUUAUCGCACACGUAUAUAUGUAUAUACUCUAUGUUUAUAUAUGUUUAUAUAUAGUUGCAAACUAACCAGAAGUAGAAAUUUGAAAAGUGAUGGUGUGUUGUCGACUUUCACUCUCUCACAAUCUGCAGAAAAGCCUCAAACUUUGACUUUUGUGAAAAUUCUGAUGUGUCGUUGAUGAAAGAACUUUAUUUGUGUGGAUCGACCAAUGAGAGACAAGCGCCUGCAGCUGUGGUGGCGGCCAUUUUGAUCCAGUCAUCUAACACACAUUUCUACAGUUCAGUGUUUUCACCAAGAGAAAAAAGAUGAACCUUGUUAUGACUUUUUAAUCUCUCACAUCUAUUGAGUUCAUGGUGCUGCUGUUGUUUAAUUACAGGUUCAAAUACGUUGAUUUUCAUCUGAAGAAAGAUCCAGGUUUCAUUAUAUGAAAAACUAAGUCAUGAUCAUAUGAGAAAACCUGUGAAAAAAUGAACACGUUUUAACCAGAUAAUAAUUUCAUGUCUGACAAUAAUUCACUUGAAUUCAGUGGGAAUACAAAAUGGUGGCGUGGAACGUCGACUGUUCUAUACAAACUAUGAUUCUUUUAUUUCAGUUGGAAAAUAUUUUGAACUGUCACUGUAAACUUUAAAUUUAAAACAAACACAGAUGUUUUUAGUUUUUCCAACAAACGAACCGUUUUUAUCCUGUUGGAUAAAAAUUGCAACAAGAUUAAAAAAAAAAUCAUUCCACACGACGAUAAUAUAACUUUAAUUUGAAACUUAAACCUUCAUGACUUUACUUCUGUUUUAAAUGUUGAGUUAUUGCACAAACGAAUCUGAUAAAUGACACAACAUUAACACCAUAUAACAUUAAUUAGGAAUUAGUGCAUUAGUUAUUAAUAUUUAUACAAAUCUCAUUUAUACAUAUGUGUAAAGAUAUAUAUCUGUGUAUAACACAAAUUCAUGAUGGAUUUUUAUGUUUUUAAUAUUUUUCAUCCUUCAGCCACAAAUAAACUGACACAAAUUAUGUUUCUAUAAUUGUCUGCUGUUUGUGAAUAUUUUAUGUUAUUGAAUCACAUUUUUUUUAAUUGUAAAACCAAACUCAUUAGCAGUGAUAAUUAUAUAUAUGAUUAUAUGAUAAGAUAGAUAAAUACAUAUAUUACUGUCUUUGAUCAUGUUGAAUAGAAAUAUUAAGUCUUUGAUCAUAUAAAUAGGACAUGCUUUUUGUGCUUCUAAUUUUCUUCUGCAUCUGCAUUUGUUUAUAAAUAAAUUCUGUUUCUACUGUGGAAACAAAUCCUC